Arachis duranensis is the source of this 1460-nucleotide messenger RNA. RefSeq lists its product as uncharacterized. Gene Ontology annotation, molecular function: tRNA (guanine(46)-N7)-methyltransferase activity. Gene Ontology annotation, cellular component: tRNA methyltransferase complex. The transcript has 9 exons. NCBI's taxonomy places the organism in Eukaryota, Viridiplantae, Streptophyta, Magnoliopsida, Fabales, Fabaceae. The record is from RefSeq and is a predicted model, not a curated record. Bases 1 to 966 code for a protein of 321 amino acids. Gene Ontology annotation, biological process: tRNA methylation; RNA (guanine-N7)-methylation.
AUGGCAGACUCAGAUCGCGACGGCGCCGGAGCAAUGGCAGCAGCUGGAAGGAGCGAAUUUCGUGACUUGGUUCAGAACCUGCAGGAACCCGAAUGGUCGGGUCUCCUUUGGUCUGGACCGGUUCGGUUGGCCUUACCCUUUCUUGCCGUUACCUCUUCCCGUCGUAAUUAUCCUCUCUCAUUCUGCCACGUGUCUUCUUCUUCAGCUCAAGUGGACCAGCACCAACAAGAGUCUCAUCUUCCCCGUAGCCCUGACUUGGUUGCAUUGGAAUAUGCUGAUCUCAAUCUCUCUUACGACUUGGAACUGGGUCAUGUUAGGAUAAGGCAACAUGUUAAUCCCCUGAGCUCUUCUUUCUCAGUACCUGCACAAGUACCAGACUGGAACCAGGUCUUUGCAGAUCCAAUGCUGCCGCUCAUGGUGGAUAUCGGAUGUGGUAGUGGCAGGUUUCUUAUGUGGCUUGCUAAAAGGAAUCCUAAAGUGAGAAAUUAUUUGGGAUUGGAAAUACGGAGAAAGCUCGUCAAGCGUGCUGAGAUAUGGGUCAAAGAUCUGGGUCUUGAUAACAUACAUUUCUUGUUUGCAAAUGCCACGAUUUCUUUCAAGCAGUUGGUAGAAGCAUAUCCUGGGCCCUUGCAGUUAGUUUCAAUUUUGUGUCCAGACCCACAUUUCAAGAAGAGACAUCAUAAAAGGAGAGUUCUGCAGAAGCCAUUGGUUGGUGCUAUUGUAGAUAAUUUAGUGCCUGGAGGACAGGUGUUUGUACAGUCCGACGUGGUUGAAAUGGCACUUGACAUGAGAGAUCAGUUUGAUGAAGUUGACAAGCUCAAACACAUUGAUACAUUGAAUCCGGAUAUUUCAUGUGAUGGUGAAGGGUGGCUGUUAAGCAAUCCAAUGGGGAUAAGAACUGAGAGAGAGAUUCACGCAGAAUACGAAGGUGCGAAAAUCUACCGAAGGUUGUACCAGAAGCAGUAGUAAUUUCCAAGCUUGACUAAUUCGCCGGUGAUAUUAAUCUCCGAGCAUCAACAUUGAGUCGAGGAAUCUUGUCCAUGUCACACAAGAUGUUAUGCUGCCAUGUCCAUGUUUUUUUGUGUCAACCACAAUAGAAAAAGCUCACAUGCUCUUAGAAUGUAAGGAAACUUCUUUUGACGAUAUAUGCAUAAAAUUCUUUUAUUUUCAUGAUGGGGUUUCUAACGUUGGGAACAUUUAUUAGGUACUCAUGGACCAAAUGGAUCAUGCUGAUGCCAUUAAAGGAGUACAUUAUCAGCCAUGAAUCCACCGUUAACUUGUAUGCUUGUCUAACAUGUCAUGUACUUAGUAUUUUCUCGCAAUAAAUGCGGGUGAUUGUUGAGUGAUAUACUGAUAUCAUGUAGUAACUUUUUUUUUUUAAAGUUGUAUCAUGUAGUAACUUUAGAUCUACUGAUCCAUAUCACUUUUACACUUGGAGAAGGAUCCACUAAAUUUUUCCA